AUGUUUCUAAACGAAGUUUCAAAGUUUCAAAGUUUCAAAUAUAGAAACAUUCAAAAGAUUUUUCGAAUUUUUAGGAUCCUUCGUUGAAAGUCAGGAAAGACAAGGAAACGGGUCAAACCAUCUUGGAAACGCAAGGGGAACUACAUUUGGAGGUUUUUUUGAUAAUUAGAUUUGGAAUAAAUUCCUUUCAGGUUAUCAAAGACCGACUCGUGCGAGGCUACGGACUCAACGUGUUCAUGGGAUCUUUGAUGGUUAAUAAAAUUGGGAAAAAUGUUUAAAAACUUGAAAUUUUUGUCGAGAGGAGUAUAUAUCCUAUUAUUAUCAAUAGGCUUCGAGAAAUGAAUAGGAAUUUUGAACGCCUAUCCUUUUGAGAGUUAUAAGUUUGGCUACAGCAAGAUGUUCAAAGUUUAGAUAAAAAAACAAAUUGAUAAAAAUAAAGCCAUUCAAAACUUGUUAUUUUGAAAUGUUUUCGAUUCCUGCUGUCCUUCAAGAAUCAGUUAAUGGAGUUCAGGUCGCCUACCGAGAAGUUUUGUCGGAGUCAAUCGAGAAUACGGCAAAAGUUGAAGAAAAAUUGAGCGAAAAGGGGCGUCCGCAGUCCGCCAGCGUCUCGUUACGCGUUGAACCUUCGCCUCAAUCUUCAAAAUUCAAAAAAGUUCUUUCAAUCUCCGGGUAUGAAAAGAAUAUGUUUGAGUUGAGGUGAAAGUAGAUAUUGACACUUCGACGCCUCCGAUACGACAAGACUGGCUCAAGGCGAUCAACGAAGGCUGUCGAAAUGCUCUUCACAACGGUCCCUUGGCCGGAUUUCCCGUACAUGUAAGUUGGUGUGGGACUUGCAAACUCGCCGCUGACCGAAACGCUUGAAAUAUUGAAACUCCCAAUCUUCUCGCCCCUUAAAGUUGUUAAUAAUAUUUUUUAAAUUUGUGUUUCGCAUAGUUGAAGACAAUAGAGGUGCAAUAUAUGCCCGUUCUUUGAGUGCGUAAUAAUUUCAUCGCUUGAGAGAAAAGGAUUCGGUUUUUUUUUUUGAGAAAACUUAGGUUAUUUCUGUUUCCAGGGUAUCGAAAUCACUUUGACGAGUUUUGCAGUCAGUGGAGGUCGCAUCAACCCAGCAUUAUGUAAGAAUUCAAACAUUUAUGACCUCUUAUCUGAAAGAAAAACAUUCAGUGUCGGCUUGUGCAAAUAAAUGUCUUUCUGAAGCGUUGCAAAAGGGCGAAACUGUCCUCGUGGAGCCCAUCAUGCGAGUGGAAGUAUGCCCUUCGUAGUGAAGAAAUGCGAAAAAACGUUGAAAAUAGGUGACAGUGGGUAGAGGACAGAGUACUCAACCGAUAGUCCAGGAGCUGACCCGCCGACGGACUCUUUUCGAGUCGUGCGACUGGAGCGAAGGUAGUUCACGUCUUCUUUCCCGACCACUUCUGAUUCAGAAGAAACGACGUCGGUCGUCGGACUUCUUCCCCUCGCCGAAAUGGAAGGUCUGUCACGUGCUAUCCGCACGUUGACCUCUGGCUAUGGAUCUUUGAAUGUUUCGGUAAGAUUUCAAGGUCUUAACAAUACACUGAUUCUGAGAACAGGUGAGCGACUACCAGAUCGUUUCCGAUUCAGAAAAAGACGCUAUUCUUAAGCGGAUGCGUGGAACUUAA
Caenorhabditis auriculariae is the source of this 1634-nucleotide messenger RNA. NCBI's taxonomy places the organism in Eukaryota, Metazoa, Nematoda, Chromadorea, Rhabditida, Rhabditidae. The record is from the annotation of a GenBank genome assembly.